AUGAAAGUAUUAACAUCAGAGGAAUUAAAAGAAAGAUGGAGUAUUUUUAGUAAAAAUUAUCAACAUUAUAAUGAAUGUGCAACAGCACCUGUUGCAUUUAUAUUGAUAACAAGUUUAGGAUUGACAAGUGAAUUUGGUGAUAAUAAUAGGUGUAAAUCAAUAUUAGAGGUAGCAUGUGGACCAGGUGCAGGUACUAAAUUAUGUUUAGAUUAUAAAAAAGAUUCAACUAAAUUAAUAUCAACUGAUAUUUCCAAUGAAAUGAUUGAAUUGACAAAAGAGAAACUUGGAAUUACCAUCAAUCAAGAUAGCAAUGAAAUCUCAGAGUUAAAUUUUAAAAUUCAACAAUGUAAUGCUGAACAAUUACCAUUUGAAAAUGGUUCAUUCGAUCGUUAUUUUAGUAAUUUUUGUUUACAUUUAGUAACAUCACCAGAAACAAUGUUAAAAGAAGCUUAUAGAGUAUUAGAAGUUGGUGGUAUUGCUGCUUUUUCAGUUUGGGGUAGACCAGAGAAUUCGAAUCAAUUUACAAUUGUUAAAAAGAUGGCAGAGGAGAUUGGAUUGAAUUUUGGUACCACUCAAUCAAGAUCACCUUUUCAUUUAAAUGAUUCAAAUAAAAUUCGUCAAUUGGCCUUGGAUGCUGGUUUCUCUAGAGUACUUGUUGGUCAUACUUUUGUUAAUUCUCCAAUUCAAAAUGGUGAGGAAUAUUCUCAAGUAUUCCUAUCAAAUCCUGAUAUGCAAUCAUUCAUUAAAACACUUGAUAAUGAAAAAUUUUCACUUUGGAAAUCAAAGAUUGUAAACCAUGUCGAUCAACUUUUAAGUAAAGGUGAAUUUAUUGGUUCAGAAGCAACAUAUAUAGUUUGUACUAAAUAG
Molecule: messenger RNA, 867 nt
Organism: Dictyostelium discoideum AX4
Lineage: Eukaryota; Evosea; Eumycetozoa; Dictyosteliales; Dictyosteliaceae
Exons: 2
Coding region: 1-867 (288 amino acids)
Molecular function (GO): S-adenosylmethionine-dependent methyltransferase activity
Source: RefSeq, a predicted model, not a curated record